GGCGGCGGGAAGCUCGCGAUUAGGCGCAGUGUCGGUGGUGGUGGUUGUUGUUGUGACUCCGGGCCGAGGCCUGUGCCGUGGCACGAGCCUGGCCCCUCGCAUGGCGCGCACAGCCCGAAGAAGCGGGCCAGAGGCGGCGGGAUGAUUCAGGCGAGGGGCACGCCUCGGUCGAGAGCCGGGCCUCGUGCUUUAAACUGCAAUAAACCGGUUAAGCGCGUGUACGGAAUUCGUGCCCUUUCACGUCCGAAACAAUCUGGAUAACCCAUAGAACAUGCAUGAGGAAUAUGUAUGAGUAUAUAAAACAAAGUGAUCGAGGCUACUCUCCCCGCAGUCUUGCGCUACCCCCGAAUUCGUACGCUGUCCCCUAAUGUAGCGAAGUCAACGCCACUCCCGUUUGCAUCUCUUACACGUAUUGUCACGCAUCAAAACAACACACGACAUGUAGCGCGCUUGAUCCUAACACCCUUCCCCCUCGCUGAUCACAGUCACGCGACACUCGGGAUCUUAAAUACAACCCAUCGCAGCAAUGUCUCCCCUCAAACCCCUAUCAACACCCCCGCUACCGAGAAACAAACUGCUCGUGAAUUGUGAUAUAAUUAAGUCGUGUGUUACUUUAAAACUGAUUACAGUGUGUUCAUUUGUGUGUGUGCUCCCUGCACAUGCCAUACCUGCCAACCCCUUAUCAGUGUCCUACCUAAUGACAUCAAUUCAGAUCUUAUUGGUCACCCCGUGCCCUUGUAAAUCUCAACGUUCACCCUACAAAGUCCCAUCACAAGGGAGAACACAAACAAAUAAGCAUAUUUUGGGUUACUAAACAAAAACUGUUUUAUGUAUUAAUUUUGAUAAUUGGUGUCAAUACUACUUAUGUUGCUGCUUGCUUGAUAUGUGGAUGCACACACGUUGUAAAUGUACAGCAAUAAACACAGAAAAUUACGAAGGGUUAAACAGCUUUUGUUUUUAUUUGGCCGUAUAUAUUUUUUGUUGUUGCGCUCUUGAAACGGCUGUACGCUGUAUGGACCUGAACACUCUAUUUCCCUGUACAAUACGGGGUAAACCAUAUGGGUUGACAACUAUGACAUGCGGCCAUUUACAUGAUCUGUACCAGAAUGCUACCAGUGCACCUAAAUGACCCCAAACCACAAAACCCUCGACCACAACCCCUAUCCAACCCUAGUAACUCACGACUCCGAAAUCAAAACCUAAACCUCGUAAACAAAACCACAUUUUAACAAUUAAAGCCCAACUGCGCACUACAAAUGCACUCUUUUAAAUCUUCCCAGAUUUAGUGUAAUUUAAGCGUAUGGUUCGGAAAAUGUUACUCAUUGUUUGCUUUGUUCCUAUGAACGUGUACAUGUACGGUUCAGUUCACCCUUUAGAGUAAAAACAGACUAUAAAGGCAAUUGGCAAAGUAUGCGUGAACUUGUAAGUAAAGAUUUUCCAUAUUAACCAGAUGACAGAGUUAUGACAAAAGGUAAACCAUAUAUAUAAUGCACAUAAACAUCCGUGUGUAAUCCGAGCAUACUGUAGCUAACCCAGAUUAUAGACGUUAGAAAUGCACAGAAUUAUUAACGAUGCGUCGUAGACCCCUAUGUGAACAUACAUAUCAGUACAUUUUUAAACCCUUCCACCACCUAAAUCAUUUUAUAAACAUACGACAAGGAAUAGUUACUUCGACGUAUUCUGCAGCUCACGAUAAUAUAAUUUGUCCCUGGUUGCAUAUGGACGUUAUAAUAUUUAAGAGAAAGAAAUGCUUUCAACCUAAACCUAAUCGUAAACACUUGAGCCGCUCUGGAUUUUUGAUCCACGAUUAUUCCCAGAUGUUAAGCAGCAAAUAUUUCGUAUCCUUAUACUGUAUAUAUAUUUUUUGCUACAAAACUAGCACGGCCCACUCAUUUGCACGGGAUACACGUCCAGAGUAGAGCUUUGGCCGAACGCUGUGGGAUGUGGGUGACAUCACGCAGAUGUGGGCGCUGACAUCAACCAUGUAGCCAGCCAGCAAAACUUUUCGAAUAUGCAUCUUAAUAUUUCGGAUGAAAGUUAUCUGACAGUGGAAUAUAUCUUCUGCACACCUGGGUUCAAUUUCAAUUGUAAUUAUGUAUUUUUUGUAAUGAAUUACAAUCACAAGGUAACUGUCAUUUUUGCUGACAGUGAAUGCUGUAUUGUAAUGAUAAUUGACCACUCUUGCUUUUCUGUGUCACCCUCACAGGCUGAGAUGGAGGAACACGCGAUGUCACUGUUAGCGCAGCUCCGCGCGCAGCGUGCCCGUGGAGAUUUUUGUGACUGCAUGUUUGAAAUUUCCGGGGGAGCCACAUUCCCAGCACACCGCGCCGUUCUCGCUGCCUUCAGUCCCCAUCUGGCGGCGCUGUGCUGCGGUGUUUCUGACAGCGUCCCAUCGCGGAUCCUUGAGCUGCACUCGCCGCCCAACGGGGGAGGACAGACGCCCAAGGAGGACACUUUUCCUUCAGGAAACAACACAGCAGAUGCGUACACGCACGGAAACUGCCGUGUUAUUAUGGCUCAAGAAAGCGCCACGUCGACAGGAGAUUCGCGCUUCGAUAAUGGUGCGGCCAACGGAAUGGAGGACACCGCUGGGAUGAGCGGUCAGAGAAGAGCGAUGGCAACAAAGACGGGAUCACAGAGUGGCUCUGGCAUCGCUUUGGUCACUCUGAACAACAACAUCAUAAGCCCCUGCGCCAUCGCUGCCGUCUUGGAUUUCAUCUAUUCUGGACAAGUUAGGCUGAAUGGGUGCAGUGCCGAGGAGCUGAAGUCCGCGGCGCUUCAUAUGCAGGUGGAAGCUCUCACGACGCUCCUACGCACGCAAGGGGUGGACGGACAGAUUUCCACGUGCAAGCAGAAUGUACCCAGCCCCUCCCACCCGGAGGCGGCGGCGACAACGGUUACGUCCAGCAAUGGUGCGUGGGUACCGGUGGCGUCGGCGUUGUCGUCUUCGCGAAGGCGCGGAUUCGCCGUGCCGAACCGGCCGCGCUCGGACGCGCUGGAGGAGCUUCUGCUUCGCCAAAACGUGGAGCAGGGUCUGAGCCCCGUUGCGGCAUCGACAGAAGACGCCACUUCUAAAGCCGUCACUCCGGUAUCCUCUCUGUCGCCGUGCCACUCGUCACCACCAUUAUCUUCGGAUGAACUGGAAGAUGAGCAGCACUCCGAUACCCCGGCGCAGAGCACCGGUGAAACCGGGAGACUGGUGGAGAACAACUUCAAAGAGUUUGAGCACGAUGGGAUUCGUAACAGCAACGGCAGCGUAACGGAUGUCGUAAAAGGUGCUAUGGUAAAUGAUUCAGCACCCGCGCCUCUGACUUGUCAUGUGGGUGAUGUUCAAAGCAUGGCAGCAGUAGAUGAAAGGGAAUCGAAGCAGACAUCAGAAGAAGAAUGCAGAAGCGUGGAUGGAGCAGGAGACACGACAUUGAGUGAUGGCGGGAACAGUUCGGCGUCGGGACAGAGAGAGACGCGUAAAAACCAGCGUAAACAACGCUUACCAGUGAAGCAGACCGAUCUGUGCUGGUCGUCUCCAGGCCAGCGACCCAGCUUCCGCAGACGCAGCCGGGCCAACGUCGCCAACCGCAGGAGGCGGGCGCUGAGCUUGGAGACGACGUCGUCGGAGUUGUGGCCAGGGAACGGUGCCGAGGCGGAGCGGGACGUUUCGAGCGUAUCCGAUCGGUCAUCGGACGGGAGUUCGGAAGGGCGUUACGAGAGGCCACGCGGCGCAAAAAGCAGUGGCAAAAGGGGCCCCGCCGUGGCUUCCGACAGAAAGGCAGCGCGCCGGAAAAUCCGGCGCGUGGCUGCUCCCAAGGUGGCAGUGUCGGUGGCGGCAGUGGAGAGGAGCGUACCGGCGGGGGAGGCCGCCGGGCGCUGCUGCACAAACAGCACCCCAGCCUCCGCAAGGGCCCCCACGGGGCACGUCGGUGAAAAGGAGAGCUGGAUGGAUGCCGGCUUUCCGACCCAACCUUCGGACGCCGAACAAGCCUCCUCCGAGAUGACCGGAAGCAGCUGCGCAAGCAACGGCAAGGCACCCGAGCAGAUCCCCCCGGGGGCCAGCGAAGAGGCCAGCGAAGAGGCCAGCGAAGAGGCCAGCGAGGAUGCCAGUGAGGAGGCCAGCGAGGAGGCCGGCCGGCACGCACACGCGCCGGGCGGCUGGCCGGACACGUGGACGCCUACGGGCUUGGAAAGAGAUGACGGUGGGAACGACCCGGCCAGCGUGCGCCUUUCCAGGAGGAAGCCUGUAUGCCAAACGUGCGGGAAAGAGUUCUCGGAGCCGAGUAGCCUUCGGCGCCACGCGCGCAUCCACAAGGGCCUGCGGCCGUUCAUUUGCUCGCUGUGUGACAAGGCGUUCACGCAGGGCAACCAGCUCAAGACCCACAUGCGGAUACACACAGGUGAAAAGCCCUACGUGUGUGAAGUGUGCGGAAAGGCGUUCGCACAGAAGUGUCAAUUGGUGUUUCACACCCGCAUGCACCACGGGGACGAGAAGCCGUAUGGCUGCGACGUCUGCGGGCUGCGCUUCGCCACAUCCAGCAACCUCAAGAUUCACGUGAGCAGGAAACACAGCGGAGAGAAGCCGUACAUGUGCGACACGUGCGGGCAGCGGUUCGCUCAGGCGAGCACGCUCACCUACCACGUGCGCCGGCACACGGGCGAGCGCCCUUACGUGUGCAACGUGUGCGGCAGGACCUUCGCCGUGUCCAGCUCGCUCAUCACGCAUGCGCGCAAGCACACCGGUGAGAAGCCCUACAUAUGUAACACCUGCGGGAAAUGUUUUUGCUCCUCAGGGGAGCUAAAAAAACACUCGCGCUCGCAUACCGGCGAGAGGCCGUUUAUUUGUGAAAUAUGUGGAAACUUGUACACGGAUGCAAAAAAUCUGCGCAAGCACCUCAACCGCGUGCAUUUGGGUGAAAAAAUUUCCCAUAAGAAGACCGACAUGGAGGACUCUUCCACAGCAUACCUGAAAACAGAACCGAAAUCCGAGGCCGAUAUUCUACCCAUAGAGCAAUUGGUUGCCAUGACAACGUCCCACCUUCCCACGGAGGUGAUCGUCACAGACGGCGGCGGAGGAGGGCAGGCAUCUGUGACCAUAGCGACGGGGGAGGCCAACGCCCACCUGGUGUACCUCGCUUCACAGCUGUAUUGCGACCAGGCCUGAGCGCACGCGCCAGGCUAAGGCACAGGCACGGAUUCAACGUCGGGAUUGAAAUAAAACUAAAAACCAUUUUUUUCCUUUUUUAAACGGCCGGUGUACGAAACAAGACGUCGCCUUUUGGAAUGUAAACAAACGUGGUUCAAUGUGAAAACUUGCAAUGCGUGAUUUUACGGAAAUGUUCGUAUUUAAUAUAAAAACGCUGAAUGGACUGAAGUUGGGAUCAAACGUGCAGCACUUAUCCACAAGAGGGUUUUUUGUUUGUGUUAGAUCCUUGUCGUUAAACACCGCCACCGCCCCCGACACGGCCAAUUGGUAACGUUUGUCACGUAAACAAAACGUGCUGAUUUGUUACUAUUCAAGCACACCCGGUGUGUUGAAGAGUGAACCCACAGCAUUUACAAUUUAGUGAGUGCCAAAUUAUAGCGGAAUCAGAACGAGUGGCACGAGAGACCCCACGCGCGGCAGUCUCUCGCCCGCGAAGCUUGCGUGGCACUGUAGCUCGGUGCCGUCGGGGACACGCUGGCAUCCGCCUGGACACGCUGCCGUUAAAACGCCAACGUUCGUGUGGGCGGCGAGAGAGCCGUUGGCUUGUUUCGUGCUUUGUAGCCGUGGUGUGCGCGAUGCACCGUUAGGAAAUAGAAAAUUUGAGCGUUCUUUUUGACGAUCUCCAACGUCCCAAACGAAUGUCAGUCCCCAUUCCAAGGUUAGUUUCCAAGAUUAGCAUACAUUGUCCUUGCAGAAUAACAAAUCUACCGGGUUAAAGUUUUUCACCCGCAAUUUCUGAAAUGACGACGCUUUACGCACUCCAACCAAACUUUUUCAGUUGUCGAAAAACUGUAAAUAACAGAUGAGAGACUCGUGUGCUCAGUAAUAUUUCCCAUUUUUUGCCAAACGCUCGGUCAGUCAUGUAAUGUUUGGCAUGUAAAGACCCUGCAUGCCUUCACAAGUGGAAGUCAUUUCUACAUAGAACGUUAUAUAUUUAUCGUGCAUCUUUUACAAUUCAACACUCGUUUAAAUUGAGGUCGUCGUCUUUGUAGCUGGUCUGGUAUUUUUAACGCGAGGCUGCACCUCGCCCCUUGCUGCUCCUCAGCCGGUUCGCCAGUGAUGCAUGGAGAGCAUGAUGCCUGCUUUUUAUCAACCGGAAAUGUGCGUAUACACAAUGUGUGACCACGAUAUAUGGCUUCGCAAUAAUCCUUUCGUGAAGGCAAACAAAGAAAACCAUCUUUCGGGACAUAGACCCCCCCCCCCCCCCCCGAUCUCGCGGUAACGCUGCACGCGGCAGAGUCUCGAGCGCUUUUGGCGCCUUCGGUAAAGUGGCUGUCCGUCAGAUGUUCUCUGUAGAAUGCCAAGUGCACAGCACUCUUCGUGAUGGGAAAGCGCUGCCAAUGCAGGUGCCGAGAAUUCGGUGCUCUCGGAAGGUGUUAAUUUAGGCAAACGAUCGUGUAUUUAAAUUAUAGGUUGUGUGCUCUUUUAUAUCCUGGCUAUGAUUUCACGCAGUUUACUGUCGCAGGAAAAUAUCUUUUUUUUUCCUCAAUGUACAGGGUGCUUCAAAAAAAAUUACACUUAUAUGGGGCUAUCGUUUUUAAUGGAAUAAAGAACGGACAAUACACUGUAAAGUUAUCACAAAUGUAUGUUAAUAGCUUCAAAAAGUCAGUCUCCAUUUGUUCGCCAUCAUUGUCAACGCAUACCUGGAAUCUUCUCCAGGUGGUCUCCAGAGCCCGGAAGCACUUUUAUUGUGGUAUUGUUGCAAAUUCUCAGAAGUGUUAAACAAAAGUUUGACGUACCCUGUACUACACAUACAUACGAGUUAAUGUGCAUCUUGGAGGAAGACGGGUAGCAUCACUGAGCUGAACGCACCUUCAAGUAUGCAAUUCAAACAGCACCGUACGCAUACAAAAAUAAGGUCAAAGGACUGCAACUUUUUAAGAUGUAAUCAAAGGAUAUAUUUAAUAUAUUGCUUAGUGUAUUUAGCCUGAUUUUAUAGAGUAGUCUGAACCAUAGGAAUGUUUCAUUUACACCCGCUGGCUCAGCCACCGACAUGCACAUUACCUACUGCAUUGUAUUUGAGUCAUUGGUUUUUAAUUUGAAGUUCUCGUCAAUGAACGUUGAUGGCAGUUUUAAUAUGAAUGAAUCACGUGGGACAUUACACAUUUUUGCACGUCCCCAGCAGUGAGCAAACGCCUCGCGAUCGCUCAACUCCCGUGGCCACGUGGGGUGGAGGUGCCGUGGCGGCAGAGCGAGGCCACUCGUUGGACGCAAACCUGCCAGGCAGGGGUUGGUGGAUCACGGAGGUCUGAGAGAAACUCUUGAAAUCCCCCUCCCUCCACCCGUUGCGUUCCGACGAGCCAGGACCUUGUGGAUAUAGCAUUGCGAUCCGACUUAAAUCGAGGAGACCGCUUGGCGUGUCAUAAUCAACUUCACAUAAUUAUCAAUUGCGUACAAUUAGUUUGUCGUAUACAAUCCAUAUUUGAUUUUUGGGUUAGACCGUGUAGAUACGUGUCUGUUGAACUUCUUUCGCACCGUACGUAGCCAACCGUGCUAAUCGGAGGUGCGGGGGAGGGACAACAAACAACACAACAAAAAGCAGCUCUCAAGGGAAAAUGUGUGUUGUAAACCCUCUACCCGACAGCGAAUUUAUUAAAUUACGUGAACAAGCGGCGGGCAAUUGCCAGCAAUCCUGAAUGUGUUCAGAUGAUGCUGGUUGUAACUGGCAGCGAAACCUUGUACCAAGUUAAAUGUUGUGGAUUGUUCGCUCACACACCGCCAUGCUCAAGCAGUAAUAAGUUUGCACGUUCGUUUACGUGCGACAACUUUAUUAUGAAUUGGCCGCGUCAGGUGAAGGAGGAUGUACGGCAAACAUCCUUAAGCAGUCUAACCCAAACAUCGAUCGUGAACCAUUGAUUGCGAAGGCCUGCAUGUUAAACGUAAACAGUCCAUUGAGAUAGAAUGUAUUUAUAAUAGGACCAAAGUAAAACAAAGUUAGAUUGUAAAAAAAAAUACUGACUUGUAUAUGCUUUUAAAUGAGUAGUUUUGAUCGGUGAUCGCCUAAAAUCAAGUGGCACUGCAUCCUUUGCGGUAUUGUGUCGUCUUAAACGUAAAACUGCAGUCCAACUGCUCACGGCAAUUUUCGCCCAAUGCUUUUGUGUCAAAAUAGGAAAAUAAUUUAACAAUUUUUGUUAAAUUAUUGUUCACGUUUGCAUGUUCUCACCAUGAUUUGUUUUUCAGUUAUCAUUUGGAGGUGCACUUGACCUGUGCCCAUCAUCCUACAGAUGUCAAUCCCUUAUCAGUUGCCUACCUUAUUACAGACCGAUUCAGACCUUAUUGGUCACGCCGUGCCCUUAUAAAUCUCAACGUUCAUCCUAUAAAGUCCCAUCACAAGGGAGAAACACAGACAUGAUUUUGUUGUUUCCCGUAUUGAAAACGGCUGUACGCCGUAUUGACCUGAAAACGAAUUUUCCCUGCGUACAAGAAUACAGCGUGAACCGUAUGGGUUGACAGAUGUGUAAUCAUUUCGUCCAAAGCCAGCGAAUGCUUUACAUAAAAAAAAUAUCACUAAUGUAAAAAAAUUGCCAAAGUUUUUUUGUUUAAGGGAAACGUACAAUAGUACGGCAUUCGGAAGUUACUUCAGUUUGACGGGAUAUCAACCAACAACACUUGGGCCGGUAAUGUCCAUGCCGAGACUCGUUUUAGCACGAUAACACGGAACGCCAGUCAUUGCACUACAUCGACCAGAGAGAGCCACUAUCUCGCAUGUCAUCAACGGGAGCCAUUUAUUGAAUUACAGAAAACUAUGAAGGCGAUUAAUAUUUUAAUUGCCCUUCCCCCCCCCCCAAAUGUUCUGACCUUGCAUUUUGUAGCCGUUCUUUGAGCCCAGCGGGGGGGCCGCUUGUACCCUGACUUGCGGUGUUGGUAUGGUGCUAGGAAACGCUUGCAAUAUUGUACCUGCAGCGGUCUCUUCGUGGGCAUUUUGAAGUAUACGUUGAGCCGGUUUGAUAGCAUCCAAGGUCGUCGUUUGUACAGUAGCCCCCUCGGUUUACGAUGCCAAUCGAUUAACGAGAUUUUCAUUAAAGAUCCGCCUCUCCCCAUUGUUUCUAUUAACGGAACAUUUUCGAUUAACGUUUUUGUUUUACGGUGUCACGUGGCCCCGCCAAUUUCGGCCAAUCGGAGCGCUCCUAAAGUGGGCUCGGCAGCAGACCUCAGCCAAUCGGCGACGAUGAGCGUUUUGGGAGCAACUGCUGGCUUUUCAAUGUUUGGUGUGCGUUUAUAGAAAAAAGCUCUCUUUAAUACUUAACAUGUUCUUAUAACGUUUAUUAAUUAAAAUUGCGUGUUUCAAUAUUACAAAGUAUAUUUUUAGGGUGGGAAAAAAGGGCAACUUCUGAUCGUCUCGGAAGAAAUGAAGCCCUCUAAAUGUGCAUUUCCUACAUUCGAUUCACGAUCAUUUCAAUUAACGACGGGUCUUUCGUGGAACCCAUUAACAUCGUUAACCGAGGGACCCUAUCGUAUUGAUAAUUCGGGACUCAGGAGAGCGGUUUAACAACGCGGUGUAGUACCACCUGAUGGAAUGCCAAAUAGUUUGCGAACCGCUUAUAAUACAACUAAAGAAACCCUUUCAAACUGUACAUUGACCCAUGCAUGCGACGUGAAUGAAUAAUAUUUUACAUUUAUAAAGCGCCCUUUAACAAUCAUUCUCAGGGCCGCUAUGAACUCGGGUAAACCUAGGUUAAUGCAUCUGGUUUGGUGAAUGCAUCAGUUUUGAUGGCAGGAUCUGCUUCGUUAUACAUUUGAAGUUUGAAACACAGGGUGAUCCGUUUAUAGAUACCCCUCCCCCCCACGAAAAUAAUAGGGAUAUUUUUUUUAAUUAAGAAAACGGCAUUUGAAUGCGAAGCUCCGAUCUCAAUACAGUGGACGUUAUUGUUUUACAACUCACCUGGUGCACUUGUCCAACCUAGCCAGUGUGAUUUGUUUUGACACAUAUGAGGCUUUCGCGACCAACAUUAUCCAUAAGAUAGUUUUUUUGGAUUAGAUCGCGUAACUAUAGAUGUGUCGUUAAACCCGCCACCACCCGACACGGCCAAUUAGUAUGGUUUGUCACGUAAACAAAACAUGCCAAUUCGCUACUAGUACAGCACACCGGUUGUGUGUUGGAGAGUAACCCCACAACAAUUUCUACGUUUUAUUUUCGUAACCUCAUUAAUUCGCUGUGUCGGGUGGUGGCGAGUUAAACAACGCGUUUAUAUUUACGCGAUCGAACCCGAAAGAAACUCAUGGAUAGUUUAAAUGAGGACAUACACAUACGGAGAUAUGCCAAGAGACGAAACGGGGCAGGUUCCAAAUGUGUGGGGGGCAGCAGCUUCGUUCAAAUGCGUUUCGAUCCAAAUUAUGCGACGCGAAAUCCGAUAACCAUUAACAGACAAUUGUACACGCGUGCGUGCGUCGCAGCUAAUGGAAGAUGGGCCAAACCCCAACGUGUUCCAUUGUGGGGGGAGUGGGGGGGUGGUGGGGAGGGUGGUGGGGGUGGUUCAUCCAACGCAACCUCCUCUUGUAACCCAGUCGCACGUUGCUGCACGGGGAGCGAGGCGUGGAUGGUAUUGAACGCGAACGCCGUGUGCUGGUAUCGCUGUCGGGAUCGAUGUCGCGCGUGAAGGGCUCCUCCGGCGGAGCAAGGUCGCUUUCCUGCAGUGAACGGUGGCCGUUUUGGGCGGGUAAGAAUGUGUUGAGCAAUCGGGGGUUUCAUCGGAACUGGCAGACCAGAAUGGGGCACUCGGUCGGGGUGUUGUCGGUCUAUCAAAUGAAACUAAUCUAAAUCAUGUGUUUUAUUGUACCAGGUAUAAGGCCCAUUCGAGCUAUAAAACAACCUGGCCGCAAAUUAUAUCUCUACGAAGUGGCUUAUUUGGAACUUUAUCGCAGCUUAAAUCCUCAUAAACGCGGAGAAAAGUCCUGACCACGGGGGAGAGAGACACAUGCAAACUCCAAAUAUACAAGCGUUGGGUCAGGAUCGAACCUACGACCUGUAUAACAGGCGAGGGAUUUCAUCUCGCCAACCAAAUCCUGGUUGGGGGUUGACUCAGCCCAUCGUCUCUCUGUGAUCGAUACAAUAAAUGGAUCACCCUGCACUUCGUUCAUUGUAAUCAUCGGAGCGAUACAUUUGAGUUGAUCGGCUGUGUGAGACUGUGCCUGUGCACGUACGAUGUGUUUACGUUGUGUUUAUGCCGGUUUAUCCCAAAAGGUUUGUGUAACCUUCAAUCAAGUACCUUUGAAGCUGUGCUACUUUAUAGGCAAGAAAUGUUGUUGGUUAUAAAUUAAUAAAACAAAUGCUUGAAUAAAAA
Messenger RNA from Petromyzon marinus (sea lamprey), 11475 nucleotides. RefSeq lists its product as uncharacterized. Gene Ontology annotation, biological process: regulation of transcription by RNA polymerase II. The record is from RefSeq and is a predicted model, not a curated record. Gene Ontology annotation, molecular function: protein binding; RNA polymerase II cis-regulatory region sequence-specific DNA binding; DNA-binding transcription factor activity, RNA polymerase II-specific. NCBI's taxonomy places the organism in Eukaryota, Metazoa, Chordata, Hyperoartia, Petromyzontiformes, Petromyzontidae. Gene Ontology annotation, cellular component: nucleus.